Messenger RNA from Anastrepha obliqua, 6197 nucleotides. RefSeq names its product probable RNA helicase armi (gene armi). The transcript has 7 exons. Gene Ontology annotation, molecular function: helicase activity. Bases 1 to 3621 code for a protein of 1206 amino acids. Lineage: Eukaryota; Metazoa; Arthropoda; Insecta; Diptera; Tephritidae. The record is from RefSeq and is a predicted model, not a curated record.
AUGUUAUCGUUUUUGAAGAAUCUAUGGGAUUCUAUGGAUGCCGAGAAGCAGAAGCGGAUGUACGCCGAAAAACUAGAAGAAGAACAACGCCACCUGGAUGCAGAAAUUGAAAAGGAAGAGAAUAAAAAGAUUGAAUAUGGCGAUACUUCAAAAAUGCAAACUAUAUUGAGGUCUCUUAACGGAUCAGAAAAUGACGAAGUGACUACCACAAGUAAGGAAGAGGGCACGUGUUUCGAACGGCUUGGCGUAAUAACCACAUUAAAAAGUAACCAUGGCACCAUUGACCAUUCAAUAUUUUUUGAUAUUAACGUUGCUGGCGGUUUGGCGAGUGACUUGAAAGUCGGUUGUCCUGUUAAGUACUUGGCAUUUCAACAAGUACAUAGUGAUCACAUUAAAGUGGUACAAAUCAAGGAAGUAUCCGAAUUAUAUUGGGAUGAAUCUUUACCCACCCCGGAAAAGAUCGAACAACAAAUAACAGAGCUUCGCAAUGAAAAACCGAAAUUUUUCAAUACCCAUCAACGUAAUAUACUCGGUCUUAUAAUGGAGCGUAAGCCGGGAACUAUUGUCGUUGAUACCGAGCAUAAGUUGAUGAACAUUAAUUUAGAUACAAUAGAAAUCGAUUUCAUACCACAAGCUGGUGAUCGUGUUUUUAUCUGCUGCAACGUACAAAGUGAUGAGCAUUUCGUUAAUCGCCAGGGUGAAGUACUACAGGAGGUUAGCGUACACCCAGCUCGCUUACUCAAACAAGAAAAAUGUGAAGUGCGGCGUUUAAAUUCAGACUGGGGUGUAUUAAACGAUGAUUGCUAUUUUACAUUUGAUAUUGUGUCCAAUACAUGUAAACUCAAUGUAGGCGAUAUUGUAAUAGCAGAUCUGAUCGAAUGUGAAAGAGAUCCGUACAUUUGGCGCUGCAUUAAAUUAUCGCUACUGGAACGCAUAGUGCCACAGCCAACGACGCCCGCCGGAACUAAGAAACCAAUAAACGGAGAAAGACGCUCAACGCCGAAAGCACGGAACGAAAGUAAUCAUGCAAUUACGGUUUCCGAAGAUCAACGUUGCGUAUUUUCUAGCACUUUUAAGACCGAAAAGGUUGAAAUUAUAAUCAAAAAUAAUAUAGAACGGAAAAUGCGAGUACUUUCCAUCGAAUUUUUAGGGCGCCGACGUGAUUCACAAGUAAAACUUGUAGAUCCCGAACUCGAUGAAACCAACUUUGAACUGCCCGGUCAUGGUAGUCGUACGCUACUCUUUGAAGUAGAAUCUAAGUUCUAUGGUGAAUCCCGCGAAGUUUUCCUCAUUAAAUUUGAAACGUUCCGUGUAAAGCGUUCUAUUUCGAUAGUCGUGUGCGAAACGGAAGCCGAGGCCGAGGCCGCACGUGCUCAAACAUCUAAUAGUAUUGCAAAUACAUCGCCAAGUAUGCAUGUUAUGCGACAGCGUUCACGUCAUUACGCCAAUCAAGUGUGGUCCAAUAAAGGUGAAGUUAUACCAGGCGUUGGUUUGGCAACAAAGCGCCGCUUUUUGUCACAUCGCAUUGCCUUUUACGAGGUACCCGAACGCUUACGCUAUACUUACUUGACAGCAGCCAAUCGUCAAGAAAUGGUAGACAACUUAGAGGGUAUGUUCCCCUGCCUGAAAGAGGAACUAAAUAUAAAGAACUACGCCAUAAGAUUUCAAACAUUAGUGUAUCUGGAGGAAGUUGAAUACUUUGUGAAUUUUCGCAACUAUGAUCGUGAGAGGGCACAUUUCACACGUGACGGCGAGUUUUUGUCACUCACUAUUGAGAAUCUUUCUGAACGCCGACCAUCACUCGUUAUUGGAGACACUGUGCGUGCCAUUAAUCCUUGGUGCAAUGAAGACGAUAAACGCAGUUAUGAUGGCGUUAUCCACAAAGUGCUUUUCAAUCGCAUUUUACUAAAAUUUAACGAAGGAUUCCAGUCAAAAUAUAAUGGCGAAGACUUUCGACUAGAGUUUUACUAUUCGCGUUUUUGUUUUCGUAAACAACACUACGCUGUCAGUCGUAUAAUAAAAAACGUUGGCGAACAAUUUCUCUUUCCCUCUCGUGUUUAUACACGUGAUAAUCCCCAAUUACAAAUUGAGUUAGACAGCGAUAAUAAUCUCAUGCUACAGGGGACGCGUUGUCCCUGGUUUAAUCCACUAUUAAAUCCCAUACAAAAGCGCGCCAUACGGAAUAUUUUACGUGGCGAAGCACAAAAUAUGCCUUACAUAAUAUUUGGUCCUCCAGGCACCGGUAAAACAAUGACACUAGUCGAAACUAUAUUACAGCUGGUUAAACUCAUUCCUAGUUCUCGCUUACUCAUUGGCACACCCUCAAAUGGAUCAGCGGAUUUGAUAACAACGCGUUUAAUAGCAUGCAAACAAUUGCAGCCGGGCGAUUUUGUGCGCUUAGUUUCUCAAAAUCAAAUCGAAAAGGAACUAAUACCAGAACAUCUAAUGCCGUAUUGUGCCACUGUUGAUAUGGCUGCCGAUGGCACUUGUGACGACUCGAUGAUUGUCACCGAAUCAGGCAUGAAACUACGUUGUCAAAUGAAAUAUUUGGGACGUCAUCGACUCACUAUCAGCACAUGCACCACACUAGGUAAUUUUCUACAAAUGGGAUUUCCACCUGGUCAUUUUACACAUCUGCUCAUCGAUGAGUCCGGUCAAUGUACUGAACCCGAAAUUAUAGUGCCAAUGUCCUUGCUGUCUCAGAAGCGCAGUCAAGUAAUACUGGCUGGAGAUCCACAUCAACUGCAAGCAAUUGUAAUUAACCGAUUUGCCUCUGAUCGUGGCUUAUCACUUUCAUUGCUGGAACGCAUACUAGGACGAACACCAUAUCUGCGCGACCUGAUGCGUUUCCCCGACACGUCGGGUUUCGAUCCACGCUUGGUAACAAAGUUGCUCUAUAAUUAUCGUGCCUUGCCGUCCAUACUCAACGUGUACAGUGAGUUGUUCUACGACUCUGAGUUGCGUGCUAUGAUAAAUGAGAAUGAUUCGCGUGAGGCUGAUAUGUUGAAAAAUCUUGAUGCGCUGUUACCCGCAUCAGAGAAACGACCAAAAUCGCAUGGCGUCUUCUUCUACGGCACCCGCAGCGAAAAUAAACAGGAAGCCGAUUCACCCUCAUGGUUCAAUCCACUCGAAGCCAGAAAUGUGUUUUUAAUGACCAUAAAGUUAUAUCGUCAAGGCAUUCAACCGGAAAAUAUCGGCAUAAUAACUCCUUAUAUGAAACAAGUAAAACAUUUGCGUACACUCUUUAUCGAAGCGGAUAUCGCCAUGCCGAAAAUUGGCUCCGUAGAAGAAUUUCAGGGACAGGAGCGCGACAUUAUCCUUAUCUCCACAGUGCGUUCUUCGCAGAAAUUAAUUAGUCGGGACUUGCGUCACGCACUAGGCUUUGUUCAAAGCUCCAAACGCAUGAAUGUAGCCAUUUCACGGGCACGCUAUCUAAUGUUUAUAUUUGGAAAUCCUCACUUGCUUUACUUAGAUCACUGUUGGCGUACGUGCAUCAAAUAUUGUGUAGACAAUGAAGCGUAUCUUGGCUGUGAUCUGCCAGAUGACUUUCACACUAGACCGGAACAAGAUGAGCAGGAAGAUACAUUUGAAAUCACAUCGAAAUCGGCGCUACCGGCUUAAUGUUUGCAAGUAAAAAGUGAAAUUAAAAACCCUAUCGUAAAAAGUGAAAUUAAAAACCCUAUCGUAAAAAGUGAAAUUAAAAACCCUAUCGGACAGGUUCUGUAAUUCACGUACGAGUGAAUUUCAAUGCAAUUGCUAAAAAAUUUAAACGAAAUUCACUAGAAAGUUAAUUGCAGCAACUGCCCUAUAACUUUAACUUUAGUUAGUAAUUUAAAAUUAUCGAUGUUUUUCUUUUUACAUUAUUUAGAUUGUACAAAUAAGUUUUUAUUUAAGUGUGGCAUACCAAGGAGUUGCUUUGUAAAACAGAGGUUCAACCUUUACCAAUAUUGAAUCUUUCAAAAACUUAAAAUUUACGUAUAUAGAUAUGAUAUGAUUCCAAAUUUUUAUUAGGUAUUAAAGGGUGAUUUUCAGAGGCGUGUGAGCUUCGGCCGGCGUAGCCGAAUAGGCUGGUUGUGUUGCUACCAUUCGGAAGUUCACAGGUUCGGAACUCCGUGCAUGAAACACCAAAUGAUAAAAAAAGUUUUUUCUAAUAGCGGUCGCUGUUCGGAAGAUAAUGGCAAACCUCCGAGUGUAUUUCUAUCAUGAAAAAGCUCCUCAUAAAACACACGCCUCAAAUAAGAGGAGGAGCUCGGCCAAGCACCGAAAAAACGGGUGUAAGCGCCAAUUAUUUUAGUUUGAGGAAAAAUAAAUCAAUUAUUUUCUCGGUAGAUGGCUGUAGUGAUCGAUAUCUCGUAAAGUAUCGAUUAAACAAUUUAAAGUUUAUGCUCGUCGUCAAGGUUUCACACUAAAAAACUCUUUUUUUCUGCUUUUUGUUUGCUCCAUUCAGUUGUGAAUUCCAGAGGUUAACAAUGGAAGGCAACAAAGACAAAAUAUAGGUAUAUAGACUUUGUAUAAGCCAAAAUGAAAUGGAAUAUCCAGGAAAUUUUCUUUAUUUGGCAGAUAAUUUUAUAGCAAUAAUGUUUAGCUAUGAUUUCGGGCAUUUGAAAUUCAACUUUUACACCUAAAAACACGAAACGAAAUGAACUGCAAAUUUAUUUCCAAAGUCAAUUUUGUGUAGAGCAAACAGUGCGUUUAUUGUAAAGAAGUCAAAAUCAUAUUUUCUGACGAACGCAUUAUCAUCUCGGCGACUACAUUAACACACACAGCCCAUGUCACAAUCGAUCUCUUGCGUGCAAGUUCGGUAAUCGCGUCAACAGGCAUCUUCGCAAUACCAAUUACCCUUUUUUGUGAGGUGCCGUGGAGAGCCGAUGCUAUUAACGAUUCAAACCAUUAAGAAAAUUAUAUAGCAAUCCAUUUUCUUGGAGAACUGGGUUAACAGGAUGCACUACUGCGAAGCUAGCCGAGGCAUCCACAUAAAUUAAAUCAUAUUCCAUUAAUUAUGGAAAUGUUUUCUCUUUUGAAUAAACCAAUAUAUGGAGAAAAAUAAUUUUGGUUAAUUUUUUGAGUUUUUUAGAAAGACACCAUUGACCACCCUGUAUUUGUUUCCUUGAGGCCAUCUCAUCAUCCAUAAUGCAGUAAAAAUAUACAUAUUUGAAGGAAACAAGAUAAAUUGGUUUGGUUUGCUCUUUCCAAUUUUUUUUUUUAGCUUAGGACCUUAAAUAAUUACAUUUUUUUUUUUUUUGUUAAUUUUUGAUACGAUUUAAUGAGACUUUUUUUACUUUUGUUUUGCCUAUUUACCUAUUUCAUACCUGUUUCCUAUUAAUAGUCGAAACGUUCACGAUAAGUUUUAAAAACUAACAAACACAAGAAGCGGUAUUUCAAGAAAAGUCCUUUUUCUAGCUUUGAAGGCCCAAUUUUGAUUUAAAUACACUCAUGAACACACAAAUAGCACAAGUGGUUCCUGUAUACAAAAAUUAAAUUGAUUGCUUAAAAGAAAAAACUAUUUAUCAGCAUAAUAAGCAUAAAUAGCACAAUCUGAAAAUAAUUUGAAUAAGUGAAAAAGAUUAACUAAAAUAAAUGUUUAACGCAAAAUGUUUAAUCAUGUUAGUAUUUUGUGUAAUAUCCACCGUUUUUAAUCACUUCUUCAGAUUUUCAUUUCAUGCUCUCCAAAAGAUGUUGGCAUCUUUCCUUUGGGGCAGGAUACCAUGCUGCCUGGUUUCCCACCCAUAGAUUAUUAAAGUUUUUUUUUGAAAUUUUACACCGUUCCACAAGUUUUCUACGAGAUUAAGGUCGAGACUUUGCGUAGGCCAAACCAGCAGCUCAAAUUAUAGAGCCAUUGAUUUACUGCCUUUGAGAUGUGCUUCAAAGUUUGCAGCCUGCACUUAUAUGGUUUUUGUUGUAGAAUACACUAUACUUUUAUAAAAGCAUAAAAAAGUAAAACAUAUAUUUGGCAAAGCAUAAAUCAUAUUAUUUGAUGCGGAAAAAAUUUAUUUUGAAUUUGCAAAAUUUUAGAAUAAUAACGACAGUAGGUUAGAUUUUAUUGUCUUUGAAACUUUUAACAGCUACAAAGUAGUAAGCUAUAUCCUAGAGUAUACUUAAGUUAAUACAUACAUUCGGUUAAUUUUCCUUGAAUUUAAAAUAAUACUAAAUAAGAUAUUAAUGUUUAAGAAAUAAAAAAGUAUUUUUGAAAAAAAAAA